CCGAACUUGUGCCUGUAUUUUAACAGUCCAUGGUUGUCCCAACUGAGCUGGGUGUUUUCUCUUUUUUUGGCCUUUUUGCUCUUCGAUCCUCAGAUAUAUGUGCAAGAUGGUGUUGACGUUAUCGCCCGAUGGGACAGAAAUCGCCUAUGUUCAAGAUGAUGAGCUCUGGGUUGUAUCUGCUGUGGAUGGCGAGCCUCGCCAAAUCACGUUUGGUGCUGCAGGCACAGGAAAGACGCAUGGUUUGGCCGAGUACAUUGCUCAGGAAGAGAUGGAUCGGAGGAACGGCUUUUGGUGGUCGCCUGAUAGUCAGCUCAUUGCAUUCGCAGAGGUUGACACCUCUAGUGUGCCAGUUUAUCGGAUCGCUCAUUUGGCCAAGGCAAGUGUCGGAAAAGAUGCGGAAGAGGAACACGUAUACCCAUUUGCAGGACAUGCGAACGUGAAGGUUCGGCUUGGCAUUGUCCCUGCAACUGGAGGUCCAGUGAAGUGGAUGGAUCUCUCUUGCGGAGGAUCUGAUGGUAACAAAGAGGAGGAGUACCUUGCUCGGGUGAUGUGGCUUCCUGAGGGAAAGCUACUGGCACAAAUCCAGAACCGGGCUCAGACGGUGUUGAACCUUGUCCAGUUUGAUCCACGGACAGGGAGGAGGACUUUGAUGCUCGUAGAAGAGAACCUGGUGUGGGUAACGUUGCACGACUGCUUUGCUCCGCUGCAGAAGGCUUCUGGACAUCUCGCAGGGGGACUAAUAUGGGGCAGUGAAAGAACCGGGUUCCGACACUUGUAUUUAUACGAUGGAAGGAUGCGAUGCUUAGGACCGUUGACAUCAGGGGAGUGGAUGGUUGAACAAGUUGCAGGGGUGGAUGAGAAAGCCGGACUUGUAUAUUUCACAGGCACCAAGGAUGGGCCUCUUGAGACACAUCUUUAUGUCACAGGGCUAUCGGUGGAAGGCUCAAAAGGGAACCAAGGGAUCAAAAAGCUGACCCAGGCAGCGGGCAGACACGCUGUCGUUCUUGAUCACCAUCUGAAACGGUUCAUCGAUGCGCAUGAUUCGCUCAACUCCCCACCAACUGUACUCCUUUGUUCUUUGGAAGAUGGUGCUGUCCUUUGCAAGAUCUAUGAGCCGCCUAGUUCCGACGUGAGAGUCCAGCGGUUACAGCAAACUCCACCUGAGAUUGUGCGCCUUCAGAGGGAUGACGGAACUGUAUUGUACGGGGCACUAUAUCGACCUGAUGCAAGCGUGUUCGGCAAGCCACCUUACAGGACAGUUGUGAGUGUAUAUGGUGGACCCCAUGUUCAGACAGUUUGCAACUCGUGGAUGACGACGGUUGAUAUGCGAGCGCAGUACCUCAGCCGAAAGGGCAUCCUGGUCUGGAAGUUGGACAAUCGUGGAAGUUCGCGAAGGGGGUUGGCAUUUGAAGCUCAGAUAAAGCAUAAGAUGGGUACGGUCGAAGUAGACGACCAAGCUUUUGGCGUGCAGUGGCUGAUAGAACAGGGGCUGACGGAUGCGUGGAAGGUGGGAAUCUAUGGGUGGAGCUAUGGGGGGUAUAUGGCGGCGAUGGCCUUGGCGCGAUACCCCGCGAUUUUCAGAGUUGCAGUGGCAGGGGCAGCUGUCACAUUCUGGGAGGGUUACGACACGCAUUACACGGAGCGAUAUAUGGGCAGUCCUCAGGAAAAUGCGGAAGCGUACAAGACAAGCUCGGUGAUGCACUGGGUGUCUGGAAUGCAGGGUGAGUUGAUGCUUGUGCAUGGAAUGAUAGAUGAGAAUGUCCAUUUUAGGCAUACGGCGAGAUUAAUCAAUGCUCUGACAGGAGCGUCGAAGGAGCACGGGUUAAUGCUUUUCCCCAACGAAAGACAUAUGCCCCGCGACCUGAAGGAUCGGAUGUACAUGGAGGAAAGAAUUUUCAAAUUUUUGGAUCGCAAUCUUUGACAAUCAUCUCCCAUCCAGCCAGCCUCUUGUUCUUUUCCUUCCAUCCAGGAAUAGUUUCCAAAUUUUUAGAUUGGAAUCUUUGAUGAGAGCUAAUUUGGUAAUCUUUCCCGCUCAACCUGACAACAGCACGCAUGCUUGCGUAUGUGCCCAGGUUGUCUUCUGGACUUCCGGUGAAGUUUGUGUGUGUGCAUGUGUGUUUUAGUUAGCGUACUAUGUAUGUAGCUGUGUAAGACCUGUCUCUUAUACACAUCUAGAUGUGUAUAAGAGACAGGAGAGAGAGAGAGAGAGAGAGAGAGAGAGAGAGAGAGAGAGAGAGAGAGAGAGAGAGAGAGAGAGAGAGAAGGAAAUAUGGAAGAGAGGAGUGGGUUGCCUUUGUGGGUGGUCUCUGGGGAGGGAGCUUGAGAUAAUGAACUUGCUCGUAUAAAGUCUGGAUUGCCUGUCGGGGGUAGUCCGUAUAAAGUCUAUGUGAUUAAACACUUAUUGGACAGGACCGACAAUGGGUGUGGCAGGGUUUCGUUAAUGCUGUAAUGCUGCUCAUGUCCAUGGCAGAUGAGAAUGGGCCUGUUUGGGACUAUUUCUCAAUGUGUGUGCCUGUGUACGUCAUCAUCUUGAGCAGGUACGGUACCUAUCUUCUUUCUUUAUCUUGUUUCAUUUUAACCUAUGUUGCGAGAAGGACAGGAGAACACUGUAUUGUGCAUGAUAGGGUGUUCAUCACGGAGUCUUUUAGAAGGCUUCUUCUGUAGAGUUAGGAUUAGUUCUUCGGAGGUUGUCAGAGCCAGACCCUCGCUGAUGGCAGGCUGGCUGUUGUGCUUCACAGACCAAGCGGACUGAAGCAAGGUGGGUUUAUAACUUCAUGUAUAUUGAUCAAGAGAUCCUGUCGAACGGCCGGCCCGUCAAGCGCAUUCAUUGCUGAAAGCACAUUGAUUGUUUGUGAAAUAAUGAAAAUGUGUCGAACAAUUUGUUCAGAGAGAGGUGACAGGGGUCAUGGAUAGGGUUGUGGGUUGCCCAUGCGAAACGUCUAGAUCUCCAGCUCUUUCCCAGGCUAUGAAAUUUGCGGAGACUCGACGAGCAUGGCCCGUUCACGUCGUUCUCCGGCAGCGUUGGCUGAUUUGGCCUUUCCGAGGCUUUCAAAAAACUCGCAGAGGUUUCCCCGCCGUUGAUUAGCGGGGUCCUCGUCGAAUGGUGCCCGCCGAUUUGGUCUUUCAAAGACUUCUGAAGAAUUUGCAGCAAUUUUCCCACCACUGACUGGUGACAUCACUUUCACUGUUCCAUGGUUUCCGGGGUUUCCCCUGAUUUGGCUGAAUUGAAUUUCCUGCUGUUGGCGAGUAGCGUCCCUUACCAAGGAAAUCGUUUUUUUGAGCGGUGGCAGUAUGUGCUCCAGCAACCUAUGAAAAGCCAUUUUUUCAUUGGUUCAGAAGUUUGCUCCAGCCUCCCUCCAUGUAAUUUGUCCACAAAAUCGCAAUGGCACAACUUCGCAUCUGUUGCUCCUUACCGACCAUAUUCCUGUCUUCAAGUUUCGCUGCGUUCUCUACUUGUCGAUACAAGUGUCGAGCACCGCGAAUGGCUGUCAGCCCAAUAGAUGUACCGUGUAGUAUUUGAUCGAAAGAUCCGAAUUCAAAAUUUCAAGCCCCUGGCAAGCAAAAAAGUAAGUACCAGUAGAAUGCCGAAUGUUGUUGCGUUGUCAUGUCCUAAACAUUACUUGUCAGAAGACUGGUGGGGGCGGGGGCGGGGGCGGGGCUGGUGCGGCGGGCAGUGGUUUGACAAGUACUCGUUAGUUUUCGUCCAUCCGCAAUGAUAGACAUAAUAAUGUAUGUUGGAAAUCUCCAGACAUCAUUUACACAAUUUCUCACAGAGUCUUAUGUCACUUGAAAUC
This is a messenger RNA of Chara braunii, 3794 nucleotides long. Lineage: Eukaryota; Viridiplantae; Streptophyta; Charophyceae; Charales; Characeae. The record is from the annotation of a GenBank genome assembly.